This is a messenger RNA of Musa acuminata subsp. malaccensis (wild Malaysian banana), 2532 nucleotides long. RefSeq names its product S-type anion channel SLAH2-like. Gene Ontology annotation, molecular function: voltage-gated monoatomic anion channel activity. Gene Ontology annotation, cellular component: membrane. Gene Ontology annotation, biological process: intracellular monoatomic ion homeostasis; transmembrane transport. NCBI's taxonomy places the organism in Eukaryota, Viridiplantae, Streptophyta, Magnoliopsida, Zingiberales, Musaceae. The record is from RefSeq and is a predicted model, not a curated record.
UGUCUUCUCAAGUGCGUUGCAUCUAAAAAAGUUGCUGGCUUCGACAGCAUCGAGCGUGGCACCGGCGUUGCUUCUCAGGCUCAGCUCGCUGCUGCCACCAAUUGGCAAGGAGAAACAGCAGGUGGCAAAGUAAGAUGCGAGGAAACUGGAGAUGCUUACGGUCAUCUGCCUGCCGAUGCAACCAGCAUUCCAGUAAACUCAGCAUUACGACAUGAUACCAACCUGUCAUAUUCUAUUCCUAAAAGUCUUCCAGCCUCUCCUUGUGGAUUUCAUGUACUACAAAUCGAAUCUGGACCAAGUGAGAUGGCUCGACCCGUGCUUCAGCCUGCUAAUUCUGCUGCCGUCGAGUUGGAGCAACCUAAACAGGGGAAGCUCCGCUCUCAGCCUAUACCACUCGGGAAGAGUCGAAGAGCAUCAGGGAUCGAUAACCAGAGGGACAAACGCUUCGAUCCAUUCAAGACAUGGUCUGGCAGAUUUGAGAGGCAGUUGUCGAGCUUCCGUGGGAGACCUCAAGAACACGAUUGCGAGGCGAAUGAUGGCUGUAUAGUUGAAGUCGAGCCUCUGCCGGCAGUCGAUCGCUACUUUGAUGCCUUAGAAGGACCGGAAUUAGACACACUGAGGGUAUCGGAGGUGUCGGUUCUUCCCGAGGACACGAAAUGGCCUUUCCUUCUUCGGUUUCCGAUAUCUGCCUUCGGUAUGUGCCUGGGUGUCGGUAGCCAAGCCAUCCUGUGGAAGACGUUGGCCACAUCUCCAUCCGUGGGUUUCUUGCACGUAAGCCUGACGGUCAAUCUCGCCCUCUGGUGCAUGUCGCUGGUGCUGAUGAGCACCGUGUCCCUCAUCUACGCGUGCAAGAUCAUCUUCUACUUCGAGGCUGUCAGGAGAGAGUACGACCACCCGGUCCGCGGCAACUUCUUCUUCGCUCCAUGGAUAGCCUGCCUCUUCUUGGUGCAGGGAGUGCCGCCGUCGGUGGCGGAGAAACCCCCUGCUGCUCUCUGGUAUGCUCUCAUGGCUCCCAUCUUCUGCCUCGAGCUCAAGGUCUACGGGCAGUGGAUGUCCGGAGGCCAGCGCAGGCUGUCGAAGGUGGCCAACCCUUCGAAUCAUCUGUCCAUAGUAGGCAACUUCGUGGGGGCACUGGCGGGCGCCUCCGUGGGGCUCAGAGAAGGUCCCAUCUUCUUCUUCGCCGUUGGGUUGGCACACUACACCGUCCUGUUCGUCACUCUGUACCAGAGGCUUCCCACGAACGUGACGCUGCCCAGGGAGCUCCAUCCGGUGUUCUUCCUGUUCGUGGCAGCUCCCAGCGUUGCGUGCAUGGCGUGGGCAACGAUCAACGGGGACUUCGAUUACGGAUCCAGGAUCGCUUACUACGUUGCUCUCUUCCUCUAUUUCUCUCUCGCUGUGAGGAUUAACCUUUUCCGAGGCUUAAGGUUCUCGCUUGCUUGGUGGGCAUACACGUUUCCGAUGACGGGCUUCUCGAUCGCAACCAUCAGGUACUCGAUGGAAGUAACGAACGCGUUCACCCAAGCUCUCUCUGUUGGGUUCUCGGCCAUCUCCACCUUCACCGUCACAGCCUUGCUCGUUUCCACCAUCGUGCACGCCUUCGUCCUCCGCGACCUCUUCCCUAACGACAUCUCCAUCGCCAUCACACGGAAAGGACCAACCUUUAGCAAGUCCAUUGUACAUCCGCGAUCGAUCAACUCGGACAUUAACGAAGUCGAAGCUGCAGCAUGAGUUCCAUAGGAAAACCCUGUGCAGUACCGCACUCCAAAAUGUAAAGCAUGUAUAGGCAAUUCAGAGAAAAGAGAGGCCCAGGCCCGAGCACGAUAAAUAUUUGGUUUGAUGACUUGGUCGGGGUGCGCCAUGCCCGUGCAGUAGUGCAACGCAUGGGCGACGCGCAAGGGCCCCAGCAGCAAGCUGCCGUGAUGGACCCUCCCCCACAAUAAAUUAAUUUAAUAUCAUGGUGAGCCGAUGGCCCACGUAUCAGAUAUUAAACUGAUAAGAACAGAUACUACACUUGAUCUUAGCCAAAAGGCCGAGAAAGGUAUGCUUUACCUCGGCAGCCAUCGCCUGCUUGUAUACUGCUCUCGUCUCAGCGCUUGAACCUCGCUCACCGAUGUGGGACUAUCAGGAUGCGUCCGAACGUUCGUCGAUGGCGAUUACAGCUCCCAAACUGCAACGCACAGAAAGCCCACAACAGAGCAGAUUUGGCGAUCUCAAUCCCUUAUUCCAUGAACGACCCAACUUUGAGAAGCCUACUGCGUUUUUUCUCCGGCAAAUCACCGACAGUAAUACAAGUAAUCUCCUCAGCUUUCGCUUUCAUUCAUCUUCCUCCACCGACGAGGUGCAGUGAAGGUGAAGAGGAUAGUGCUUCUGCUUUGUUCUUGUGUCGGCUGUUGCAUGUACAGUUUUGAUUAUAUGUUUAUAGCAGACAAAAGAAGAUCCCACUUUGUGUGGCUGUGAGAACUCCGGAACAGAUUCAUCGAAAGACAGCAGAGAGAGAGCGAGAGAGGAAGCCAUUAAUGCUUAGAUACUUUA